Messenger RNA from Chinchilla lanigera (long-tailed chinchilla), 5485 nucleotides. It is a transcript of the gene Cfap44, whose product is annotated as cilia and flagella associated protein 44. The record is from RefSeq and is a predicted model, not a curated record. The transcript is spliced from 34 exons. Gene Ontology annotation, molecular function: protein binding. Lineage: Eukaryota; Metazoa; Chordata; Mammalia; Rodentia; Chinchillidae. The coding region runs from base 83 to 5347 and encodes 1754 amino acids.
CGGAAGCCGUGGCGUUGCCAUAGUAACCACCGUAAACUAUUCGCGGUGUGCUGCGAAGACAGGCUGGUAUCUUGGAGAAGACAUGAAAGAACCACAUGAUCAGGAUACCGAUGAGGGAAAAUCAGAUGGAUCAAAGAGUGAUGGGAAGCAGUCUUCCAAGUCUGAAGGGAAAUCUCAUACAAAAGAAGCCUUAGAAGAUAUCACAGAUGAAACAAUUACCGAAGGGGAAGAAUCAUAUCUAGAGGAAGAAGGUUCAGAUCUGGAAAAUGAGGAGGCAAGUUCAGGUUCAUCAGGAUAUGACUAUUCAGAUAGCACUAAAACAUCUCAAGAACCUGCUGCCCCAGGAGCAGAAGAGGCAGAGGAGGAAGUUAAGAAAAUAUCAGAGUCUUUCUUCUACAAUUACACGGAGCUUGCUUCAAUGCCUUUUGUGACUCCAGAUUCUGGCAUACCUCUGAAUUUCCUUGAGCUCGUACAUUCUUUUGGCUAUGACUGCAGAAAACGAGCCAACCUACAACUUCUAGACAGCAAUACCAUAUUGUACGUUGCUGGGAAUCAGCUGGUCCUUCUGGAUAUUAAAACCAAGGAACAAAUCUACCUGCGAAGUAGCAGUGGUGAAGGAAUUGGUGCCAUUGCGGUUCAUCCACAUAAAACUUAUUUCGCAGUAGCUGAAAAAGGAAGUUUUCCAAAGAUUAUCAUCUAUGAAUACCCUUCUUUGAGGCCCUACAGAAUCCUUCAAGGUAAGUUCUGGGAAAUGGCUUUUACAUUCACUGGACUCAAGCUGCAGGGAUCACUAGGUCGAUUUGGCAAAACAGCUACUACUGACAUAGAAGGCUAUGUGGAACUCCCGGAUGGGAAGGUGCUCUCAGGGUCUGAAUGGGGCAACCUGCUGCUCUGGGAAGGCAGUCUCAUCAAAGUGGAGCUCUGUCGAACUGGCACGAAGUCUUGUCACCACGGUCCCAUCAACCAGAUAAUGCUGGAUGAGGGCGAGGUCAUCACUGUUGGGUCAGAUGGUUGUGUUAGGAUAUGGGACUUUGAGACAAUAGACACUGCUGAUACUAUAGAUGACACUGGAUUAUUGGAGAUUGAGCCUAUUAAUGAGCUUAAAGUAGGCAAGAAUGUCAAUCUCUUCUCGAUGAUAAAAAUGAAUGAAACUGGAAAUAACUUUUGGUUGGCUCAGGAUGCCAAUGGAGCCAUUUGGAAGCUUGACCUUAGUUUUUCAAAUAUUACCCAGGAUCCAGAAUGCCUCUUCUCCUUCCAUUAUGGAGCUAUUGAAGCCUUGGCUGUUUCUCCUCUCACUUAUCUCAUGGCCACUACUGCCUUGGACUGCUCUGUUCGAAUCUAUGAUUUUGCUGGCAAAAUUCCUUUGGUUCAGAUGAAAUUCAAACAAGGUGGUACUGCCCUUACCUGGGCACCCAGAACGGUAAACUACUCUGGAGCACAAAUUGUUGUAGGAUUUGAAGAUGGUGUUGUUCGAAUUCUUGAACUCUAUGAUCCAAAAGGGCUCACAAUUUUUACAGGACGGAAGAAAAUUUUGGAUGCUGAUAUUUAUUUUAGACAGGUUUUCAAGCCCCACACUGCCCGAGUCACUGCUUUAGCUUAUGACCGUGAUGGAGAAAUUCUCGCAACAGGGAGUAAAGAUCACACUGUCUUUUUCUUUGAAGUGGAUAAAGAUUGUAAGCCAAUUGGUUAUAUUAAAACUCCCGGGCCUGUUUGCCAGUUGAUAUGGUCCACACUCUCUCAUCCUGAAAGUACUUUACUGAUUAUCUGUGAAAAUGGCUAUAUUCUUCAGGCUCCAUAUCCACCCAUUAACGAAGAAGUGGACAAUUACAGUGUACUCUCCUAUGAAAUCAAUGACAUGCCCCUAAGAUAUUUCCAUUUCUCAAGUGUCAAAUCUAAGAUUGUGAGAUCAAUGGAAAUUGAAAGGAGAGAAAAACAAAAGGAGUUGAAGGCAAAGGAAAGAGAAGCAAGGAGGAGGAAACUAAUAGAAGAGAUGGGAGAAGAUGGAGAAAAAGAACUCCAGGAGGAAGAGGAAGAGGAAGAAGAGGAGCCGUUACCUGAGCUUUUCUUUCCCCCGACCCCUUCUCCCAUCCUCUGUGGCUUCUACUCUGAGCCAGAAAAGUUUUGGGUUUCAUUGGGUGGCUAUGAUUCUGGUUUUCUAUAUCACUGUGAAUUUCCCCCAUACGAUAAGAACGGUGAUUUCAAAGCACAGAAAGAUGAACCUUUUGAUUUCCGUGUUCUUAAAGAUACAGAAGAUAAUCCCAUUCAAACCAUCACUUUCAGCUUUGACCAAAGUAUGAUGUUCUGUGGAAUGAGAAAUGGAGCCAUUCGAGUGUACGUGCUGAACCCAAACGACCUUGCACUGACCGGCUUGGAGCACUACUGGCACUUCAACGUGCACGACAACAAUUACGGGUGUGUUAGAAGAAUCGCGACCAGCUUUGAUGACCGCUUCCUGGUGACCGCAGGGGCAGAUAGUAAUAUCUUCAUUUUCAACAUCUUUUCUGAAUUCGUGUUAAGGAAAGGCACCAAAGCCAAAGUGCCAUCUCCCAGGCUUGGAAUAGAAACAGAGCCAAUCCCAGAGGAUAUUGAUGACCCCAAAGCCUCCAGUAUUGAGAGUGCCAGGAAAAAAAGAGAACAUGACAAAUUAAUGAAAGAAGUGGAAGAAAUAAAAGCUGGGAAGAGAGAAAAAAUCAAGGCUUUGAGGAAUGAAUUUCAGAAGCUAUUAGAGAUGAAUAAAGAAUUGCCAAUGCAUAUGCAGUUUAAACGGACGGAUUUUAAUCUUGAUUCUGAAAUUCGUGCUGAGAUUGACAGAAACACAGUUUCUAAAAUUCAACAAUUGGAAGGAGAGUUAGCUUGGGAAAAACAGAAAUGUGAAAUAGGACUAAAGAAGCUACAGAGAAGAUUUCGUGAUUCACUGGAGAGUGAUAUAAUUGUGGUUCACGCCAUACAAAGUGACCACAAGAUCUCCUCCUACAGGCUGAUGAAGCCCUCCAAGUAUUCUAAAUUGAAACAAACAAGUCAGUCAGACAGGAGACCAAGCAAAUUGGAAAGGCUUGAAAAAGAAGGACCCGGAAGAAGAGAUAGUGUGAAAGACACAGGUGGGAGUAUUUAUGUAACAGAAGAAUCAGUGAUAGACAAAGGGAAUAAAUUUCGACCUAAAACCCUAAGUGAAAUUAUGGUGGAAAAUCAAAUUGAGAAGACCAGAAAACUUAUACUAAAAGCUGAAAGGGCUCAACUUAAGAUUCAGCAGCGGAAAAGAGAAUGGGAUGAAUUGUACAGAAGUAAACCUGAUGAUGAUUACGAAGAUCCCAAAGAUGUUCAAGCUAUCAAAGAAGCCCAAGUGUGUAUGGGAGAUUUCAACCUAAAGACGGCCUCAGACUACAAGAUACCUGAGCACAUGAGGAUAAAUGCUGCCAAGAAGGAAGAGGAACUGGGACACCUCGACUCUUUGGUCUAUACAAAGAAAGUCCACAUGAACAAGAGCAUCCUCUCUCUUCGAGACUUUAAAGUGGCUGUAGUUGAAGAAAUACAAUGCCUAGUACAAGAAGUAAAGAACAUUCAGUUGACCCUUCACAUAUCCAAGCAUAUCCCCAUCCCCCAGAUCCCUCAGAUACACCCAGAAGAAGUUCCAGAAAAGAGGUUUCAGUAUGAUGAAGAGACCCUCAUUAAGUUUAAGCAACACAGGUUGAAAGGUCUGAUUGGAAAGCCCCACCAAAUGGAGCAGGUUGAGUCUGCAAUCUCAGGUGCAAAGCAUGGCGAUUUGACCACACGAGACUCCUCACUUAGGUUUUCUGGAGGAUCAAGAUUCAAUUUAGAUCUUCAAAUGGAAUUUGAAAAAGCAGAGCCAACUGAAGUGGAGCUAGAGAUUAUGAAGAGGGAUGAGGUUAAACACCUGUAUAUGCAACAGUAUUUGAUCAACAGGAUCAAAGAACUGAUGGUUACUUUUGAUGCAGAACUCCGUCUCCUGAGACAUCAGAAACUAAAACUAGAUACUCAGAUGAAAUUAUCUGACCUACACCAUGUCACUUUAUUUCAAGAAAUUCUUCUUCUCAAGAAUUUUGAAAAACAGGAAAACAUACUUCAGGAGCGUGUUAAUUCAUUAGACAAAGAGGAGCAGGAUAUGCAGUGGAAAAUAAAUGAAACUCUUAAAGAGAUGGAAGAUAAAAAGAAUGAAAUCAUAAAGCUCCAGGAACAGGAAAAGGCACUUUAUGCUGGUUUCCAAACAGCCCUUGGAGAAAACAAUAAAUUUGCUAACUUCCUCAUGAAGGUCCUAAAGAAGAAGAUCAAGCGAGCAAAGAAAAGGGAGGUUGAAGGAGAUGCUGAUGAAGACGAAGAAAGUGAUGAAUCUAACGAAGACGAAUCCAGCCUAGAGGAUGAUGAGGACGAAUCUGGAUCUGAAGCUGAAGUUCUGGAUGAUUCUAUCUGCCCGAUAGGCUGUGAUGCGGCUCUUUUUGAACUGGCCCUUCAACUUCGAGAGAAAAGGCUGGACAUAGAGGAGGCCUUUGUUGAAGAAAAGAAAAUUGUUGAUAACCUCAAAAAGGAAUAUGAUACUUUGUCUAAAAAAGUAAAAGUUGUGGCAGUAAAUCUAGAGGCAGCAGAGGAGGCCCUGGAGGCUUAUCAGCGAGAGAAGCAGCAGCAGCUGAAUGAGGUGCUGGUUGUGAUUCCACUCAAGCUCCACCAGAUAGAAUAUAUGGUAUUUGGGGAGCUACCUAGUGAUCUUUCUGGUACUUUGGUCUUCUCUAAUCACUCCUUGGGACGACUGCAAGAACGAAUUGUACAGCUCCAUGAGGAAAACACCACACAACAAAAACUUAACAAGGAAUGCCGGGAGAGGCGUAAAAUGCUCAUCCGGGAAAAGAGAGAGAUGGCAAAAAACAUAGAGAAAAUGGAACAAACAGUCCGUCAACUAAUGGUCAGCAAGUUUGGCCGAGUAAUAGAUCUAGAAGCUCUUCAGACACUUUCUGUUAAUACAACACUUGAAGAACUGAAGAUCAAAAAACUUCGAAAGGAGCUAAUGAACGCAAAGGAAAUGAAGAUGUGGGAGGAAAAGAUUGCCCAAGCGCGGUGGGAACUGAUGAUGAAGACAAAAGAACACACCAAAAAACUUCACCAGAUGAACGAUUUAUGUCUUGAAAAAAAGAAACUUGAUUCUCGGUUGAAUACACUACAGAACCAGCAGGGCAAUGCCUUCCAGGGCCCUCGGAAGGCAGAUAUUGUGGCAAGAAAGAAGAUCACUGAACUGAUCCAUGUCCAGGCAGAAAAAAUUUUGGCAUUAAAGGAAGAGAUUGCUCUUUUGCGUAAGAAAGGGGGGCUUCUCCUCCCACCCAUUCAGACUUCACAGAAUUAAUGAGGCCCACGGACCUUUAAGUUUGCUGUUUUCUCAAAUCCACCCGAGAUUUCUAACAUGUUCACUGAAAGCUCUGUCUCCUUGUCACCCACCACCAUCCCAUUGCAAAGUGAACUUCUCUAAAACUCUAAAACCAGA